Messenger RNA from Melampsora larici-populina 98AG31, 531 nucleotides. RefSeq lists its product as uncharacterized. NCBI's taxonomy places the organism in Eukaryota, Fungi, Basidiomycota, Pucciniomycetes, Pucciniales, Melampsoraceae. The coding region runs from base 1 to 531 and encodes 176 amino acids. The record is from RefSeq and is a predicted model, not a curated record. The transcript is spliced from 5 exons.
AUGAGAGCAUUCAUUCUUCUUGAAUUCCUGUUACAAGUCUUAUUUGUAUUGGGUUAUCCCGAAUCCAUCGGGAGCUUAGAAGGAUGUCAUGACUUGACUGGUCCGCAAUCGAACAACCCACAACAUCUCUACAAGCGCUUAACCUCGCCACCCAACCCGGUAGUUUGUCCAGAUGGCCACAAAUAUGAUUUGAACGAUUACAAUAAAAUGAUCACCGCUUUAGUCCAACGUAAAGUCAAAUGUGUUUACUACGCAAACAUGGGUAUGGCGGUGUUUGACCAGGAUGGAAAGCCGGCCACGUUUACGGACUCCGAUCCCUCAACCCUUGUAAAUUGGUAUGACGCUCAGAUCAGUAAGCAAUGUGAGGUCCAAAGGCCAGUUAAGCUUCAAAGCAAGCAAGCACCACUUGGCCCGGAUGACUUAUUGUCCAUCGGAACCGCGUUCUACAAAGACUAUCUCCCUGACAAGCAAGUCAUGACCUGUGAUGAAGAGGAUGAUGCUUACAUACGUAAUUACUUGGCUUCCUUCUGA